AGUGGGGAAGUGGUAAGAGAGUCAGCUGGUUAUGACCGAUGUCGUUGCUAUGUAUAUUGUGUCGUAUUUCUGUAAAUUUAGUAGUAUAACUUAAUUUUUCCCCCACUUCUCCAAACAGAAUCUGUGUAGCGUAGUAUAAUUUUAAAGUAGUAAUAGAUAAAUUAUACAUUUAACUCUUGGGUUGAUCGAUGUUAGAACGCCUGCUAAUCAUGAUUAGCUAGGCUAGUAGUUAAGAUCGUCAUCGAGAGUUGUCUCAGUUAGUCUUUGUGAAGUGACAUAUAUAAUUUGUCCGCAUUAGCCCAUUCACUUCGCUUAUUAAUUACCUAUGAUACUAUGACUUAGUGACCUCUCAAGGCAAGCUGAUUUAUCAUUUACAAUCGAAUGUACUAUUUGAAAAUAGGCAGGGCUGGCAGGGGAAAUGAUUAGCUAGCUUGGUGGCUAGCUAGCUGUAGCUAGCUGUUGCUGUUCUGGACGUCGUUUGCGAAUGUCAGCUUUAAAUAUGAAGACGUGGUUUCUGCUUUCAUUGCUUCUCUGUACAACACGCGAGGGAACGGCUGAAGUAGAAGAACUGAAUGGCAGAACCGAAGCCGAGUCAGCUGAGAGUAAUGAUGCAGGAGAUGCCAGAUCAGCUGAAAGGCAAGCGGAGCCCCACAGGAGCAAUACAUUUCAGGGUGAAGCUGACACAAGGUUCUCUCAGUCAGAAGGUGGGGUGGAGGCAGAGGAUCUUCCCUCUCAGCCAGCCCCCAAACAGGAGAAGCCAAAAGAAGUUCCUGUAGUGAUUGGAGGCACUGCUGAAGGAGAGCCAUGCCUGUUUCCCUUCUUGUUCCUGGGGAAGGAGUACUCCGAUUGUACCACUGAGGGACGGGGUGAUGGCCGCCUGUGGUGCGCCACCACUUACGAUUACGAUCGUGACAAGAGAUGGGGCUUCUGUGAAACGGAGGAACAGACAGAGCAGAGGCGCAAGGCUGAGGAAGCAGAGGAGAUAUACCAGAAGGCGGUCAAGAUCCUCAGUGGCACCAGCAAAAAGAGCCAGAAGAAAGAGGAAGGGUGUUUCCAUUGCCUUUUUGUGUCUAACUUCAGGGUGUAUGAAAAGUUGAUGAAGGCAGCCGGUAUGGGCCACAGCAAGGCCCUGGAGAAGGUGGCUUAUGCAAUGCUGUUCGGGGACUAUAUGACCCAGAACAUUCCACAAGCCAAAGACCUGUUUGAGAAGUUGGCCCUUGAGGGUUCGCCCAAAGCACAGACGGCUCUUGGCUUCCUGUACGCAGCUGGAUUAGGGGUGAACUCCAGCCAGGCAAAGGCCUUAGUUUAUUAUACCUUUGGGGCCUUGGGUGGAAACCUGGUAGCGCACAUGAUUCUGGGAUACAGAUACUGGGGAGGCGUGGGGGUUCCUCAGAGUUGUGAGUCAGCUCUAACACACUACCGGCUGGUGGCCAAUCACGUGGCCAGUGAUGUGUCACUGAUGGGAGGCAGUGCAGUGCAGCGGGUGAGGCUGUUGGAGGAAAUGGAGAACCCCGGGUCUACCAGUGGCAUGCUGGAGGAGGACCUCAUCCAGUACUACCAGUUCCUGGCAGAGAAGGGUGACGUGCAAGCACAGGUGGGCCUGGGUCAGCUACAUCUGCAUGGUGGUCGAGGUGUGGAGCAGAACCAUGAGAGAGCCUACGAAUACUUCAAUCAGGCAGCAAAUGCUGGCAACACCCAUGCCAUGGCUUUUCUUGGGAAGAUGUACUCAGAAGGCAGUGAGUUUGUGCCUCAGAACAACGAGACCGCCCUACAGUAUUUCAAGAAGGCAGCUGACUUGGGCAACCCAGUGGGUCAGAGUGGACUGGGUAUGGCCUACCUGUAUGGAAGGGGUGUCCCAGUGAACUACGAACUAGCUUUAAAGUACUUCCAGAAGGCAGCAGAGCAGGGCUGGGUAGAUGGACAGCUGCAGUUGGGGACCAUGUACUACAACGGGAUCGGCGUGAAGCGUGACUACAAGCAGGCACUGAAGUACUUCAACUUGGCAUCACAGGCAGGUCACAUCCUGGCUUUCUACAACCUUGCCCAGAUGCACGCCACAGGCACUGGUGUUAUGCGGUCCUGCCACACAGCAGUGGAGCUGUUCAAGAACGUGUGUGAGCGUGGCCGCUGGUCAGAGCGGCUGAUGAUGGCUUACAGCAGGUUUAAGGAGGGUGACUCAAACUCAGCUGUGGUACAGUACCUGCUGUUGGCUGAACAGGGCUAUGAGGUUGCCCAGAGCAACGUUGCCUUCAUCCUGGAUCAGACAGAACAAGCCACCAUCUUCAGUGAGAAUGAAACAUACCCCCGGGCAUUGCUGCAUUGGAACCGAGCAGCGGCUCAAGGCUACACGGUGGCCAGGAUCAAACUUGGGGACUACCACUUCUACGGUCGGGGCACAGAUGUGGACUACGAGACAGCAGUCAUCCAUUACAGGCUGGCCUCAGAACAGCAGCACAGUGCCCAGGCCAUGUUCAACCUGGGCUACAUGCAUGAGAAGGGCCUGGGCAUCAAGCAGGACAUCCAUCUUGCAAAGCGUUUCUACGACAUGGCUGCAGAAGCCAGCCCAGAUGCUCAGGUGCCUGUCUUCCUGGCUCUGUGCAAGCUGGGCCUUUUGUAUUCUCUCCAGUAUCUGCAGGACGUCAGUGUGAGGGACAUUAUGUCCCAGGUGGAUUUGGACCAGCUAUUGGGGCCGGAAUGGGACCUCUACCUCAUGACUGUCAUUGCCCUGCUGUUGGGCACUGUCAUUGCUUACCGCCAGAGGCAGCACCAGGCCAUCCCACGCCCAGCUCCCGCACAGCGUGCCCCGGCAGAACAGCCCCAACAGCAGUGACAUAGCGGAACAGUCCUCAUUUGGGAACUCCAGCCUCAAGGAAGACAGUGUAGAUGGCUGUCUAGAUGCGAACUAUUGGCUUUUUUUUUUUAAAAGCUUGAGGCCAACAGUAAAACAAGUGGAAGCAGGAAAGAUUAAGCCUCAAUCUGCUUGACUCAGGGUUUUGUCAGCUAACCUCUUGCUUUGUGACUAACUUAGAAUAGAAAAGGAGUUCUGCAAUCACCUGUUAGAAGGAGCUUUGUUUGGGAACUUGGAGUUUCUUUCUUGGCAGUUUUUUUGAAUUGGGUACAGUGAAGGACCUGUUCCAAAACUCUUGCAAAACUUCUUCUGUUCAGGUUUGUGAGCUGUGGUUUGAAAGACUUCAGGAUUUAAACUCAUUGGGCUCUCAUGGGUGUUUUUAAUAAAAAGGGGUUGUGCUACCAGAACUCAGUCAUACCACCAUUUUUUUUUUUUUUUUUUUUUUUUUGUUUUGUUUUGUUAAGAAUGGACAUUGAAGUACUUGCAUUGUUAUGUGUUAGCUCAAUAAAGGAACCUUAGAAAUGGAGGAUUUGUGUGGAUGUAAUCUAUAUGGCAUUAGCUUGCCAGCCAAGUAGCACAUUAUGCAUGUAUACUGCCUUGCACCACA
Scleropages formosus (Asian bonytongue) is the source of this 3455-nucleotide messenger RNA. Its product is annotated as protein sel-1 homolog 1-like. The coding region runs from base 485 to 2830 and encodes 781 amino acids. Gene Ontology annotation, molecular function: protein binding. Gene Ontology annotation, cellular component: endoplasmic reticulum membrane. Lineage: Eukaryota; Metazoa; Chordata; Actinopteri; Osteoglossiformes; Osteoglossidae. The record is from RefSeq and is a predicted model, not a curated record. Gene Ontology annotation, biological process: ERAD pathway. The transcript is spliced from 21 exons.